This is a messenger RNA of Frankliniella occidentalis (western flower thrips), 4926 nucleotides long. Its product is annotated as putative ATP-dependent RNA helicase DHX57. Gene Ontology annotation, cellular component: intracellular anatomical structure. The transcript is spliced from 20 exons. The record is from RefSeq and is a predicted model, not a curated record. Bases 102 to 3977 code for a protein of 1291 amino acids. Gene Ontology annotation, molecular function: ATP binding; metal ion binding; RNA binding. Lineage: Eukaryota; Metazoa; Arthropoda; Insecta; Thysanoptera; Thripidae.
GGCCCACUUCUGCGUCUGGAUGUCUUCCCGUGUGUCUCCCGUGUCUCCAAUGUGGCAAAUGUGUCAGAAAUUUACAAUAUCUCUAGAAUUUUCGAACAAAAAUGAGUAGCCACAAGAGAGACAAGAAGUCCGACAGGAAUUCCAAGCCGAAUGAAAGGCCUAAUAACCACCUAGUGUCCGGACUUGAAGAUUUAAGAGUAAAAGUGCUAGAUAAAAAUAAGGGAAAUGUCAGUAAUCCUGAAGUGGAAAACCCUGGCACGCACAAGGUGGAAAUGCAAACAUUACGCCUUGCCAAGAAUCUAGAAAAUCAAAUGCUAGACACUCUUCGACAACUUUAUGGAGAAAACUUUAUAUUAAGAAAGCAGUCCGAUUAUAGAGAUAGAGGCUCGAAUUUAGCUCGACAUUACUGGAUGGAUAGUGGUGGACUUCGUGUACUAGGUGGAACAGAUUACUCUCAAAAAAACCGCAAAAAGACCUUUGCUGAACAAAAUUCUUUUGCUAUAAGUAAACUUAAAGGGUAUGGUUUCCAUGAAACCCAUUGUAUUGAAACUCUCCAAGCUACUAAUGGAGAUUUAGGAGCAAGCUUAGAACUCCUCAUUGCUUAUUAUUUUCGAUUGCCUCUUCCCAACACAUCAAAGGUAGAAAGCAUUCCUGAUGAUAUUCUUGAGCAACGCUCUGAUGAAAAGGCAUCACUUGAAUCAAUUUAUGAAAAAGCCUUUGAAGAAAGGUUACCAAACCGAGUAUGGGCAGCAAAGUUGGAUCUUCCAUACCUUCUUGGUCGCUGUUCAGUACCUCUCCAGCAGAAAAAAAUUCCUGUAAGUGGCAAUAGAAACCACAAUGCACGAGGAAGCAAGAAAGACAAGUCUAAAGAGCUUUGCAACUUUAUUGCUGCUGGAAAACCAUGCAAAUUUGGAGAUAAAUGUAGAUUUUCCCAUCAAUUGACAACUCUUAAGGAAAAUAAUGAACCAGUUGAAUCAGAAGACAAACAGUUCACACUUGAAAUCAGAUUUCCACCUGGUUCUAAGUACCCAUCAGAGCCACCUUUGCUCUGUUUUAGCACACCAUACCAUUACUUCCCUCCAGCUCUCUGUCUUCGUAUUACAAGCAGGUUGAUAGCUGAAGCAAAAGACUGUGCUGAACAGGGUUUUCCUUCCAUAUACACACUAAUAGACCUACUGCAAAACCAGCAAAGUGAAAUUUUGGAGCACUUGAAUAAGAUUGGAGAAGCUUUUCCCGACCCAGAGCUGCCUCUGAUGGCCUCAAAUGUGGUAUCUGAAGAGGAAAGUGACUGUGAUACAGAAUAUGAUGAGGAGACUUCAGAUAAAAAUGCUCCUGUCCGAAGACAGCGUAAAACUUCGGCUAAUUUGGUAGAGCGGCAAAAGCAAGAUGAUCGAUUGGCAAAGUCCUUCCUAGAAAAGAGGCAGAAUGAUGCUUAUACAAAAAGUUUAAAAGAGCGCAAACUUCUACCAGCUUGGAAAAAAGGCCAAGAAAUUUUAGAUGCUGUCCGAAAUUUUCAGGUGGUUGUCAUUUGUGGAGAAACUGGAUGUGGAAAAAGUACACAGGUGCCACAAUUUCUGUUGGAUGAUUGGCUCCUGAAUCACUCAAUGGAAAAGCAGAAAACUUGUGAAAUCAUUUGUACUCAACCAAGAAGAUUGUCAGCCAUAGGAGUCGCUGAACGAGUGGCUGAAGAGCGGGCCGAAAAAAUUGGGUUAUCUGUUGGUUAUCAGAUCCGCUUGGAAAGCAAAAUGUCAUCUCAAACACGUCUUCUCUUCUGCACCACUGGAAUUCUUUUAAGGAGGUUGGAAAAUGACCCUGAACUGAGGUCUGUUUCACAUAUUGUUGUUGAUGAGGUCCAUGAACGCAGUGAGGAGAGUGAUUUUUUGCUAUUUAUUCUUCGAGAGCUUUUACCCAAGCGGCCUGAUCUUCGUGUCAUUUUGAUGAGUGCCACUAUUAAUGCAGAUUUAUUUUCUGCUUACUUCAACAAUAUACCUGUUGUAGAAAUACCUGGGCGAACAUUUCCUGUUCAUCAGGUCUUUCUAGAUGAAGUUUUGGAGAAAACAAAUUAUGUUUUGGAGGAAGACUCGAGAUUUGCUCGAAAAAUCAAAGAAAAGAAGCGGAAUUUCCAAGAUUUUGAUGCGAACUCUCUUGAAUGUGAACUGAGCACUGCCGAUGUGCUGACCCAAAAUGCAUCAGCUCCUAAAGAUUGUGUGAGGGAUGAGAUGUUGUCUUUACCCCAUCUUUUGGCCCGUUAUAGUGGAUGCAGCAUGUCUGCAGUCAAGACAUUGUACCUGAUGGAUCCAGAAAAGGUUAAUUAUGAUCUUAUUGAAGCUGUAGUCACAUACAUUGCUAAUGGUGACCAUGACUACCCUAGAAAAGGAUCUAUAUUGGUUUUUUUACCUGGUAUUGCUGAAAUCAGAACACUCUACAAUCAAUUAAAUGACAAUCCUGUACUCAGUCCUCGCCUUGGAAACUUUGUUCUUGUCCCACUUCAUUCAACUUUGACAUCAGAGGAGCAGGCUGCUGUAUUUAGAAAACCGAAAGGAGGGGCCAGAAAAAUUGUAUUAUCAACAAAUAUUGCUGAAACAUCAAUUACUAUUGAUGACUGUGUAUUUGUUGUUGAUGCUGGACGAAUGAAAGAAAAGAGAUUUGACUCAAACAAAAACAUGGAGAGUCUUGAGUUGGCAUGGGUGUCCCGAGCAAAUGCUGCUCAGAGACGUGGGCGAGCUGGACGAGUCAUGCCCGGCGUUUGUUUUCAUCUCUACACGAAAUAUCGUCAUGACUUUAAUUUUCUUGCUCAGCCUAUUCCUGAAUUGCUUAGAAUACCACUAGAGCAACUAAUACUCAGGAUGAAGGUUCUCCGUAACUUCUGUGAUAGAAGUAGUCAUGAAAUAUUUGGUGGUAUGCUGGAGGCCCCUGAUGUUGAGAGUAUCAAUUCUGCCCUAUUGCGUUUACAAAAUAUUGGAGCCCUUGAUGAUAAGCAGGCUUUAACACCUCUUGGUUGUCACUUAGCCCAACUUCCUGUUGAUGUCAGGAUUGGAAAACUGAUGUUAUUUGGUGCCAUAUUCCGUUGUUUGGAUUCUGCUCUUACUAUUGCUGCUUGUUUGAGCUACAAAUCCCCCUUCUCAGCACCUUUUCAUAAACGAGAGGAUGCAGACGCCAAAAAAAAAGAAUUUGCUGUUGCAAACAGUGAUCAAUUAACAGCCCUCAAGGCCUAUACAACCUGGCUAAAAAAGAACCAGAUUAGCCGCCGUGCAGGUGAUGUAUUUGCUGAAGAGAAUUAUUUGUCAUGGCGUACAUUAGUGACCAUUGCUGAUAUGAAACAUCAGUUCUUGGAACUUUUGGCUGAUAUUGGCUUUGUUGCUGUUGGAUCAAGAAGAAGGAGGAGUGGAGAAGAUAGUGUUCUCCAAUUAAGUGGUAGCGAACUGAAUGAGCAUGCAGAUAAUCAUAAGCUGCUUGCUGCCGUGCUCUGUGCAGCAUUGUACCCUAAUAUUGUUAAAGUAAUGACUCCAGCGAAAACAUUUGCACCUAGUGUGGCUGGUUGUAUACCAAGACAACUUCGACCAGAUGAAAUAUCUUUUAAAACUAAACAAGAUGGCUAUGUUAAUCUUCACCCAUCAUCUGUUAACCACAGUGUUAACAACUUCUCUAGCCCAUAUCUUGUAUAUCAAGAAAAAGUUAAAACUUCUCGUGUUUUUGUGAGAGAUUGUUCUAUGGUGUCAUUAUUACCACUUGUUAUGUUCACGGGCAAAGAUGUGGUUGUGGAGUUGCAUUGCGGUACAACUGUACUUUCCUUGGAGGAGGGUUGGAUCCUUUUUUCUGUUGAAACGCACCAGAUUGCAGAAUUGAUCUGUCAUAUGAGACAGGAACUUGAUAGAAUUUUGCAAGACAAAAUUGCAGACCCCUCUUUAAAUCUGUUUACAAACCCAAAGAGAAGGAAAGUUAUAUCAACCAUUAUAACAUUGAUAACAGAAGGAUGAUAACUUAAAUUAGUGUUCACUGGCUUCCUCUUGUGAGUAAAAUUUUGUUUGCUCUAGUUUUGAGACUCUUCUGAGUUUAUUAUUGGCGUCUUCUGGUUACUAAAUGACAUUGAGAAACAGUUUGAAAUUUGUCACACUUUUAUUCACAAAAAUCAAGUACUUACAUUAUGUGAGACUAUUUAAUGAUUAACACUCAGUCAGUUGUUAAAAUUUUUAUCUAAUUUUAUUCUAAAAAUUCUGUUAAACAAAUUUAUCUAUUUUGAUGUAGGUACAGUAGUCUACUUCUAAGAAUAACAUAUAAUAAGAUUAUUUUGUGAUAAUUAUUUUUAUAUAAGGUUUGAUAUGAGUCCUCUCUGGUCUUGCGUUCAAAGCUUGUGAAACAUACAUACUAUUUUGGAAUUGCAUGUAAAUAUUUUAGAUUGUACCUAAGUCUUCCCUGCUUUUUGUUACUAUUAACCUACACAUACCUCCGGGAGGGAAGUUUAUGUAGGGUUGGUUCUGAUUUUUUGCAAGGUUAAUAGUUUAUGGUUCUUGAAGUAACUUAUUUUGUUCUCAAAUGAGAAAAAUAUUUUGUGAUCUAAUGUCAUGUCAAUCUAAAUUCAUCAAUUAGUAAGAGUUUGAUUCUUGACUAUGGUAUUUAACAGUACAUAAUUGUUGUUGCAAUGUUAGACUUCUGUUUAAGUUUACCAUGAUGAAGAGAGACCUACAUCAUGAAGUUUACUAACUGUGUCAUUUCUGUGUUCCACAUAUGUCUAUCUAAGUUGGUUGUGGUAUUCUUGGUUUUUGACACUGUAACAGAACACUUUAGUAGUUAACUAUUGUGUUGAACCAUGAGUCAGUUGUGUCAAUCAUUCAACCAGACCAAAUGUUGUUUAGAUUCUGGUAACUUUCCUCAUAAAUUGUUUUUCAGAUUUUUACCAGUUUCUGUAAUAAAAUCAAUGUUUCUGCA